AUCGACACCACUCCCGAGAUUCGUAACACCUGAGGGUCACUAUGAGUACAUAAAGAUGCCAUAAGAAUUAGGCAAUGCACAGGUUGUAUAUCAACGAAUUAUAUCAAAUACGUUACGAUUUUACAUAGAUCCAGGCAGAGCCCUUGUGUGUUGUAAUUGUGUAUAUGACGUAUUAUUACCUAGUAAAACAAUAGAAGAGGGUUUAGGUACAUUACAUGAUGUGUCAGAGAUGGGGGUAAGGGUAAGGGUUCAGGCAGGCUUUUUCAUUAAUUAAAAAAAAAAUGUAACUUUCAGACUACGGAGAUCGAGUAUCUAUGCCGAGUCAUUAGCAAUGGUCAAGAUAUGAAGACAUCGUGCUUUGCGAGGUUGACUCGCAAGGGUGUGCAUUUCAAUGGCGGCGAUUUUGCAUUUGUGCCAAGCUGUUGGUAAGCUAGACUCCUGUAUGCGCGGACCAUAUGUGGUUUUAGCGACGUUGUCGCAGGACAGAUAUGAACUAAAAUUAGUCGCUGGUUCUUAUGGUAAAGCUGCCGCGGAAUACAUGUUGCCCUGGCGCGGGGAAUGGACCCCUGAUGUGUGUGCCGCAUUCUUUGAGAGUGGCGCUGAUGAUGACGAUAGUCCUUCACCACAACCACCGCACGUGAUACAAGAGUCAUCAGCAGGUCAAGUUUCAACAUGCCAACCUGCCUAUCAUCACACGGGCGAGGACGCACCGCCGUCAGGAGAGGCCGAAUAAGCUGUAAAAAGUCAAGUGACGUGUAGCAGUGGGGUA
Molecule: messenger RNA, 769 nt
Organism: Pieris rapae (cabbage white)
Lineage: Eukaryota; Metazoa; Arthropoda; Insecta; Lepidoptera; Pieridae
Exons: 2
Coding region: 392-733 (113 amino acids)
Source: RefSeq, a predicted model, not a curated record